AUGACGCAGCUGGCACCAUCACAUACUGGUGCCAGCGCGGCUGCGAUUGCACCGGUUCAGACCAAAGCCAACAGCUUCAACGCAAGUCACGAAGAUCCAGACGAUGGAGCCUAUCCUUCCUCCGAAAGUGAUGAUGACGGGGCUGCACAAGCGGGCGGGGCAACCACGGAGACACGGUCGUUACUAGCGAUGGGCGACGAGCAAGCUUCGCUCCAAGACAAGGCAUCUGCGGCAUCAAUUGGACCGGUCGCCAACGGCAAACGUCGCACGCCACUCAAGUGGACCGAAAUCAUCUGGGUCACACUGACACUCUCGCUCAUAGCCAUCCUGGGCUACUCAUCACAGCUACGCAUCAUGCUGCCCUACUAUCACAAAACGCCCUCCUUCUCACCGCGAGCGCUAGCAGCCGUCCUCGUGCCCUUCAACCUCGGCCUGCUGGGAAUCUUUUUCAACUACUGGUUGUGCGUCACCACCGAUCCCGGCGCUGUACCUCUAGGGUGGCAGCCCGAGUGGUCAGCUCUCGACCCCAUUGCACCCCUCCCUGCCGACUCGACGGCAGAACAGGAACCGUCCAUAGAACUAAAACAGGCCAUCUAUCGUCCUCGCUACUGCAAGACGUGCUCUGCGUUCAAACCACCCCGAUCGCACCACUGCAAAACCUGCCGCCGGUGCGUCCUUCGCAUGGACCACCACUGUCCCUGGCUAGCGAACUGCGUCGGUCACUUCAACUACCCGCACUUCAUCCGCUUCCUGCUCUACGUCGACAUCACCUGCGCCUACCACCUGGUGAUGAUCUCUUGCCGUGUGCUGGACAAGUUCAACUCGUACACGUAUUGGAGGGAGCCUUCGGGACGAGAGCUCGUGUGGCUGGUGGUGAACUAUGCGCUCUGCAUACCGGUGAUUUUGCUGGUAGGCGUGUUCAGCGGGUACCACUUCUACUGCGUCGCGGUGAAUCAGACGACCAUUGAGGGGUGGGAGAAGGAUAGAACUGCGACCAUGGUGAGGAGGGGAAGGGUGAGGAAGGUCAAGUAUCCGUAUGAUUUGGGGGUGAGGCGGAACGUGCGAGAGGUUGUGGGAAGCAACCCGUUGACGUGGUGCUGGCCGGGGAGAGCGAUGCGCGGCGAUGGGCUGAAGUACCCCGUGGCGAGUGGUUUAGGUAAGUACAAGAGUCGGUGGCGAGUGCAGACGACAAUGCAGGACUGCGACGAGCCGGUCCAAAUGGAGGAGUUGCUGAUCGACGAGGAGACGUAUGUGGAUCCGGAAUUGGAAGCGAACACCUCCGCGCAAUACAGAUGGCCACCCAAAGACCCCACCAAAGCCACCACUCCAUUCUCCUCCCACGGCUGGCGAGCCGACGGCACACAAGCACCGGACCUCUUCGCCCCACUACCACCUGGAGCGACCUCGUCCACACCCUUCACGUACGGUUCUGGCUUCAAUCCGAAUCUUCGACCUACGAAUUCGGGCAUGCGGUAUCGAGGAACCCAUCGACUGGGGCAAGCGAGCGAGGAUGGUGAGGAAAGCCUUUCCAGCAAUUCCGACGACGAGAUCGACCACACAAGUGCUUACCGUCACGGAAUGGGUAUGGCCGAACCGGACGCCGACGAACUAGCCGCUCUCGACGACGACCCCACCGCCUACACUCAGCCUUCUCAAUCCUACCCACACACCUACGACUCGUACUCGGACGACGACGACGCACAAGCCAUCGACUCCGAUGUCGACGACAGUAGCGACGACGACUUCCACCCCAGAGUAGCCAUCCGACGCGGUUCCGAAGGCUACGAAGUUCGUCCUCUUGCCGCUUGGACCGUGUAG
Molecule: messenger RNA, 1818 nt
Organism: Pseudozyma hubeiensis SY62
Lineage: Eukaryota; Fungi; Basidiomycota; Ustilaginomycetes; Ustilaginales; Ustilaginaceae
Exons: 2
Coding region: 1-1818 (605 amino acids)
Cellular component (GO): endoplasmic reticulum membrane
Molecular function (GO): protein-cysteine S-palmitoyltransferase activity
Source: RefSeq, a predicted model, not a curated record